AUAUCCCGCUUCCCUCGCCAUCGCCUGGAACUGCUUCAUGUCGAUGAAGUCACGCUCGUUCUUAAUAUCAAAUACUCUGCGUAGGAUCUCCUUGUUCUCCUUUGUCAAUCCUUUAUCCGAAUUCUUCUCAAAUAUCUUGUCAUGUGGACUCUUCUCCUGCCCGGAGGACGCGGCCGGUCCAUCGGUUCCAUUCUGUGAAGAUGAGAUUGGCGAAGGUGUCACCGCUAAGGGUGAUUUGAGGGUAUUGCGAGUCCCCGCCGAUGAAGGAUUGUGACGAGUGUACUCUGUAUUGCCCGAGAGUUUCGACCACCGCUUCCCACUCCCGGGACGCUUGAAACCGGUUUCGCGGAGCUCGUUUUGAAAGAUCCUGGGAUCAAACGUGGCGAUUCCGUCGUGGGGUUCGGCGCUUUCAUUGUCGGGUUUGGUUCUUUUGCUGCCGUCGGGGCGGCCGUAGACGGGCUCUUCUUCUGGUGGCUCUCUCUCCUUAGGUAACGGCUCCGAUGCUGGGGGCGUUUGGACUGCUCCCGAAGUGGUGUUCAAUCUUAGUUUGCC
Periconia digitata is the source of this 552-nucleotide messenger RNA. The record is from the annotation of a GenBank genome assembly. NCBI's taxonomy places the organism in Eukaryota, Fungi, Ascomycota, Dothideomycetes, Pleosporales, Periconiaceae.